AUGCCAGUUCAUAAACCACCAAAGUUCCACAAAAAGAAACCCGUGGCCUGCCAACGAUGCCACGCGCACAAGGUCAAAUGCUCCGGUGACCAUCCCUGUUCCCGAUGCCACCAUGUCGGCCGGGGCGAAGAAUGCCAGUACUCGCUGCGAGACCGCAAGUUAAAGAUCAACGAGAGUUAUCUCGACCAGAUUCUCGCGGAGAACCACCAACUACGAGCGCAAUUACACUCGCGCCAGGUUUCUAUUACUUCUGAUACUUCGGGUUUUGGUCAGAAUCAACGGCGUGGGUCGAAUUCUACUUCGCCCGUUCGGAAUCCGCUCCUUGGAGAUCGCGCUUGGUUUUACCCCUACGAUCCCUCCGCGCCACCGAUCUAUAUGGGUGAAGCAGCAUGUACGGCUUUUGCAACGCGCCUACGCCAGUUUCUUACCGGGAACCCGGAAACAGCGCACGUAGCGCGAACACAAUAUACACCCGAAUCGGCCUUGGUAGAAGCAGAAACGCAAUGGCCGCGUCUACCACAGGCUCGGUUACUCGUUCGUGUGGCAUUUAACCAACUCAGUCGUGUAUAUCAUCUAGUCCUGCGCAAGGCAACACUUGACCAGCUAGAGGAUCUGUACAAGUUUCCGGGGAAGAGGGAGGAUCCCGCGUGGACGGCCAAGUUCUUUGCGCUGUUUGCGCUGGGAGAGGUUUAUUCUUCGAGAACGGAUUCAGCGGCUACGGCUGGGGGGAGGGUACCGGGGACGGGGUACUAUGUGCGGGUUAUGGGGUUGAUAUCGAUUUUGCCUGAGAGGCCGGGGGUUGUGCAUAUGGAGAGCUUACUUCUUUUGUCUCUAUUCUCAUACUUCCUCAACCGCCGCCACUCCGGCUACACAUUAAUUGGCACCGCCAUGCGCAUCGGUUUAAUCCUAGGUCUAAACCACAACAUCCCCGAACGCCAAUGCCCAGACCCCAUCGAGCGUGAGCACCGCGUCCGCAUCUGGUGGGCUGUGUAUAUCUUCGACCGCAUGUGGGGAUCAAAAACGGGCUUCUCAUUGCAGAUCCGCGAUGAAGAUAUUCACGUCGACUUGCCGAAAGAAGUCUCUUCUCCCGCAGCAGCAGAGCAGUUCUCGGAUACCGCGUAUCUAGUGGCGAGUGUGCAGCUCGCACGGAUCGUGGGAUUGAUUAUUGAGAAGAUAUAUAGUCGGAAGGAGCACAGAGAGUCGUUCUUACAGAGGGAGCAGCAGUUACUAUUGGCGUUGCAGGGUUGGAUGCAGGAGUUACCGGCGCAUAUACGGUUACCCGGAGAUGAUGGUCCACCAGCAAAGCAUAUUGUUUCGCUGCAUCUGCAGUUUAAUCAGUGCGUGAUUCUCGCAACCCGCCCAAUCCUCCUCCACGCCCUCUACCAACACCACGACACCCACAAACCCACCAACAAAACAUUCCAAACGGCCCAAGCCGUAAUAACCCUAAGCGAAGCCUGUAUCCACGCGGCGCGACACUCUCACGCCCUCGUCGUCGAUGAAUGGAUCAACGGGUCUCUCCCUAUGUACGGUUAUUUCUACGCACAGUAUCUCUUCUCGUCGACCUUGACACUAGUCAUCUCAAGUCUCCUAGGGUCUGGUGCUAUAGGUAGCGCUGUUGACAUCGAAGCCCUGGAAACGGGAAUCGAGAUCCUACACAGAAUGACAGACCACGGGAACCUCGCGGCUGCGGAGUUCUAUGAGAAUCUCAUACGGGUUAAGCAGACUCUCAAUCCAUCUACAAACCUCGCAGAUGAAGACUAUCGUGAGAACCAUAUCCACGAACAUAUUACCAACAGCAGCGUCUAUAAUACCCCAGAUGCGAUCGUGGAUCUACCUCAUCUGCCCAAUACCUCUACGGCAUCUGGAAUCGGGUUUACCACUGAAAUGGCGUUUCUGGAACCGACUAUGCAGGAUUUCCUGGGGAGGUCGGGGAGUGACAUGGAUUUGGUGCAGCCGGAGGAGCUUUUGUUAGGGGAGUUGGAUAGUUGGCCUACGUUGUGGACGGCGUGA
This is a messenger RNA of Aspergillus glaucus CBS 516.65, 2013 nucleotides long. RefSeq names its product Zn(II)2Cys6 transcription factor. The transcript is spliced from 4 exons. Lineage: Eukaryota; Fungi; Ascomycota; Eurotiomycetes; Eurotiales; Aspergillaceae. Gene Ontology annotation, molecular function: sequence-specific DNA binding; DNA-binding transcription factor activity, RNA polymerase II-specific; zinc ion binding. The coding region runs from base 1 to 2013 and encodes 670 amino acids. Gene Ontology annotation, cellular component: nucleus. The record is from RefSeq and is a predicted model, not a curated record. Gene Ontology annotation, biological process: DNA-templated transcription; positive regulation of transcription by RNA polymerase II.